AUGCCAAGCAACAGCAACUACACGUACAAGAGCUCUGGAUCCAACAGCCAGGGUACCCAUUACACCUGCGCCCGCGACUACGGCAGUAGCUCUUCGAAUCCGGCAUCGUACCGGUACUCGGACACGAACGGGUCGCGUCGCUAUUCCAACCCGACCGGCGGCAGCGAAUAUUCCGGUAGCGGCAGCGGAUCGACGUAUACCUCGGCCAGCGGAUACCGGACGUGUUCUGGGUACGGCAAGAAGUAUGUUUCUCUUCCCAAAAAGCUCUUCUACACUUCUAUGGGGAUUAAGAUAGGAUAUCGGUCUGACGACGGCGACGGCGACGACGAUGAUGACGACGAUGACGACGAUUAG
Colletotrichum higginsianum IMI 349063 is the source of this 354-nucleotide messenger RNA. RefSeq lists its product as uncharacterized. Bases 1 to 354 code for a protein of 117 amino acids. Lineage: Eukaryota; Fungi; Ascomycota; Sordariomycetes; Glomerellales; Glomerellaceae. The transcript is spliced from 4 exons. The record is from RefSeq and is a predicted model, not a curated record.